Molecule: messenger RNA, 1186 nt
Organism: Cyphomyrmex costatus
Lineage: Eukaryota; Metazoa; Arthropoda; Insecta; Hymenoptera; Formicidae
Product: IDLSRF-like peptide
Exons: 4
Coding region: 507-1112 (201 amino acids)
Molecular function (GO): protein binding
Source: RefSeq, a predicted model, not a curated record
CAUCGUCACGCGUCCAGCGGGGUUCUUUUUCUUACAUAAGUGGAAAAAGGAGGUGGUAAGAGAGCGGUCUGAGGGAGCGAGAGACCAGAAAGAUUCCGAGAAAGGGCGAACGUGGUGGGUGGUGAGAGCGACCUCGCCGCGCCGCGCCGUUAAUAUUCGCACCUACGCAUACAGACGCAGCGCAGCCGAAGCGGAGACAGCGGAGUGCUCUCGGGGCGAGGGACCUUGCGCGAGCCACCCCGAGGAGUUACUCGAACACCUUGGUGACGCAUCAGAUACCAGCGGGCGAGCGAGUUAGGUGAUUCUCGCGAGGGCGACGAUACCUCACUCGCGAGAAGGAAUCGAGGAUUCCUCAGGGAGAAAAAAAGUCCUCCCAGCGCAAGAAGUGAAAGAGACGGAGAGAGGAAGAGGGAAUUCGAACAGAUCACAGUCGUCGUACAGAAACAGAGCAAAAAAGAAGAAGCGCCUGUCUGCAACUAGUAAAGUUACGCAUUCGCGAGGCAAGAAUGGUACGAAGAUUCUGCAACGGUGCGGUUGCACUUGGCAUCGCCCUGACGGCCUGCGCCGCCUUUCCGCGCGCUGUCAUGGCGAUCGACCUCAGCCGCUUCUACGGUCAUUUCAACACGAAACGUUCGGAGGCUUGCCAUCCAUAUGAACCGUUUAAGUGUCCGGGCGACGGUAUUUGCAUCUCGAUACAGUAUCUCUGCGACGGAGCACCGGACUGUCAGGACGGAUACGACGAGGACUCAAGAUUGUGUACCGCAGCCAAACGACCGCCCGUAGAGGAAACUGCGAGUUUUCUGCAGUCUCUGCUAGCCAGCCACGGUCCCAAUUACUUGGAGAAGUUGUUCGGAACCAAAGCACGCGAUACGUUGAAACCUCUCGGUGGUGUGGAAAAAGUGGCCAUCGCGCUGUCCGAAUCGCAGACGAUCGAGGACUUCGGCGCAGCGCUGCACCUGAUGCGCUCGGAUCUCGAGCACCUGCGCUCAGUUUUCAUGGCGGUGGAGAACGGCGAUCUGGGGAUGCUGAAGUCUAUCGGUAUCAAGGACUCCGAGCUGGGCGACGUCAAGUUCUUCCUCGAGAAACUCGUUAAGACGGGCUUCCUCGAUUGAACGAUCACACUCGUCGCCGAACCGUCACCGUCGUCGCCGUCGUCGUCGUCGUCGACGAGGAACUGUCGUCGUCG